This is a messenger RNA of Caenorhabditis elegans, 1580 nucleotides long. RefSeq lists its product as uncharacterized. The transcript is spliced from 10 exons. The record is from RefSeq and is marked reviewed. Lineage: Eukaryota; Metazoa; Nematoda; Chromadorea; Rhabditida; Rhabditidae. The coding region runs from base 1 to 1512 and encodes 503 amino acids.
AUGGCUGACGAUGAAGAUGAUAUAGUUUGGAUUCGUGAAGAUACAGCUCAAUCAUCAGUUCCAACAUCUCCAACAACUCCAGCAACUAUCAUUGAAGCUGCACCUGUAUUGAGUGAUGCAUUUGAUAAACCAAUUCUAAAAUCAGUUGAAACUAUUUCUGUAUCAAAUGGACCACCUGAAGUCACAAUCAGUGCUCCACCACCAACUCCUCCAGCUGCUCCAUUAGCCCCACAGAUAACUCCAAUGGUGCUUUCAACAGUUCCAGAUGCAGCUCCUGCUCAGGAUAUUCCAGCUUUAAUUUUAGCUGCACUUGCACCAGAACCAGUUCCAGAACCCGAACCAGAAGUUGAGGCUAAGCAGAAUGUAAUAGUGGAAAAAGAAAAUGAGAUUAAAGAUCAACAACAAAAUGAUCAACUCUCCGCAAAGUUGGAUCCAAAAACUCCAAAUUCAGUUGAUGAUAACAGCAUGAGUUUUGAUAUCAGUGAAUGUGAGCGAAAAUUCAACACCGCCAUCCGAGAGGCAAAUGAUAUUCUAGAGGAUUUCGAUAAAAAAUCAAAACAAGUUGCUGAAAAUACUAAAUUCGUUGCAAAGGAAUUGGCCGAGCUCGCCGCAGAUGCCCCAAGAGUGUUCCAGAAGACAAUUGAAGAUCAUUCUCAAGUUCCAGAGAUAUCAGAAUUACCGAGUGGAGGUCUUCCCAAAAAUGUCGAAUCUGUAUUGAUUGGGGAAGGGAUUUUGGAAGAAAUCACAGGAACACUUGUACUUCCAACUGGACAAGUCUUAGUAACAGAUGAGCGUGUUGGAAUUCUAUUAUUCAAUUUGGAAGGAGAUGUUCUGGCUAAGAUCAACCCAGCAGAUUUCCGUAAACUAUGGAGUCCAGUUUAUCAUAAGGAACAUAUUUUGGUGCUUGCUGAUGCAAAAAAUGCUGAAAAUCAUUGGUCCCGUCAUGUGAUAAAGUUUACUUGCCAAUUGGAAUAUGUUGCAAAAAUUGAAUGCCCUUCUUGGUUGGCAGAAUGUACAAUUUUAAGAGAACGUCUGAGUAUUGCACAUAAUGAUCAUUUAUAUCUUUGUGUUUGUGGAGAGAUAUUCUCUGGUAUCUACGAACUGACUCCAAUUGGACAAUGGACUGAGUUGGAAUAUAAAUUAUCAGAAGCUUACAUCGAUAUGCUAGCCUUUGCAACAAUUGGACCAAUUACUCAGCUUCUCGUUGUAGAAGGCCGUCGAAAUUAUGUUCUACUGGUUUCUGUACGGGAAUCUCGAAUUGUAGAUAGAAAGCGAAUGGCAAUUUGUGAACGUCCUGGAGCUUUGGCAAAGGAUGAAGCUGGUCGCCUAUUCGUAUCUAAUCGGUUCUCUGCAAGUAUCCAGUUAGUUGACACAAUGCGUUGGGUAUCAGAGAAAAAUGUGGCCAUUACUGAAGCUUUUGUCCGCCAUUUCACAGCAUGUUGGGGACUUUUGGCAAUUCCAUUGAAAAAUGCAGUUCGUCUCCAGAGAUAUUCUUUCCGUUCCCUUCGAUAAACUCCUUAAUUUUUAAUCAUAUUUUUUUCAAUUUGCCCUGUUUGUAAAAAUAAAAACUUCACAACUUC